AUGCUCGCUGGCCACCUUGAAUCUUCAACCCACUUUUCCUCAAACUUCGCGACAACCACCUUAGGAAUGGACGGCAAGAUCAGCUGCGAAGCUUUAAUGCAAUUCACUGGUCUAGAUCAGGAAUCAACGAUGACACAGAUAUUGCCAUACCUGAAGAGUAUGAAGACCAGGGCUGAGAUAGAGGAAUACCUCGGCAGCUUGAUUGGGCAAGGUCAAAAGCAAACAACCUUUAUCCAGCGAUUUUCUGAUCAGCGGUUUCGGCCCAAUCCGACGGUCUCAAGAAAUCAGAACAAUCUCGAUUCCGCUUUCCCGUCAUUGCAAUCAACCCACAAGUCGUCCUCAUCCUCCAGUCUUCCAACUAUCUCUGCUACCCUCGGCCCAAGCUUUCCAAUCAAAAAUCGACCUGGAGGACCAUCGACCAAACAACCAAAGACCGAAUCUGGUGGUACAAGAACUCCCACGGUUGAUCCCAAGAUCUUGAACAACUUCGGCAACUCAGCGAACGUUUACAUGAAGAGUAGAGACUCGGAUGACUCGGUGACUAGAUUGUCAAAAAAAAAGAAUGCCAAGUCGAACCAUUCUGGAGCAGUGACCCCGGAACCUAGACUACUUGAAGCCGCUAACACUAAUAAUAGGAACACUCCCGAUCAAAUCAAAUCGAUGGAAGAACCGGUUGCCCAGACAGAUUCGAAAGCGGAUCUCCCGCCAGAUAUCGAUAUACCGAUAUCCGAAUUAUCCCCGUCAACUCUCAAGGAACUCUUACAACUUAAGAUCAUCUUAGACAGCUUUGAAUCGGAAGAGCCGACUCCAACCGGAAGCAUCCAAUGUUUUUGUGAAGCAAGAACUCACGGCUUACCCAUCGGUAGACUACCCAAGCAAUGUGCGACCUGUGGACUGAUCUACUGCAAAUUGAAACCUGCUCUCAGUGCUUGUCCCUCCUGUGGCGAGCAGACUCCUCUGUCAAAGAAUAUCGAUUUAAAGAACGCUGUCAGCAAAGAAUUUCUGGAGAAACGCCAACAUUUGAUCCGACUGGAAAUCGACAAAUAUCAGAAACGGAUGGCGUUGGAAGAGCUGAAAAAAGCGCAAGCGCACGAAGCUGAUCGCGCCUACCCCAGUCUCCCUUCCACCUCGACCUUAUCUCGCACUCACUCGUAUAACCAUCCACAACAACCAGCCGCGAAAUACUCCAGCCAGCUCAACCCCGCCAUCAACGGGAAAACAAAAAUCAUCAAGACCACAACCAAGAAAACUCUUGUUAAAGAUGGCAGUCUUCCUAAAGAGCAGACGCUCCUGACAGUCAAUCAAGGCUUCGAUCCUGCACUCUUUUUGGAUGAUGAUUGUCCGCCAGCAUACCUAGAUCCAUGCGACGAUCUCCUCACCUCUCACCCUUCCUUGUUCAUCGAACACAAGUCUUCCUCUUCUUCGGCCAUCCUUCCUGAUUACGUUCCUGUCAAGCCCUAUCAAGUUUAA
Molecule: messenger RNA, 1470 nt
Organism: Puccinia triticina
Lineage: Eukaryota; Fungi; Basidiomycota; Pucciniomycetes; Pucciniales; Pucciniaceae
Exons: 3
Coding region: 1-1470 (489 amino acids)
Biological process (GO): regulation of DNA-templated transcription
Cellular component (GO): nucleus
Molecular function (GO): zinc ion binding
Source: RefSeq, a predicted model, not a curated record